Nanorana parkeri is the source of this 987-nucleotide messenger RNA. RefSeq names its product family with sequence similarity 92 member B (gene CIBAR2). Gene Ontology annotation, biological process: cilium assembly. The transcript is spliced from 9 exons. Lineage: Eukaryota; Metazoa; Chordata; Amphibia; Anura; Dicroglossidae. The coding region runs from base 73 to 945 and encodes 290 amino acids. Gene Ontology annotation, cellular component: ciliary transition zone; ciliary basal body. The record is from RefSeq and is a predicted model, not a curated record.
GACGCCUCUGCCUGCAGCCGCCUGAACACACCGGAGGGGAGCACGCCGAGCUCCGCACUCUGACCCCCCACCAUGAACAUUGUCCUGUCCAGAGAUGCCCAGGUCAAGCUCAUGGAGAACACCGUCGCCAACGCCGAGAAGUACUUCGGCCAGUUCUGCUCCGUCAUGGCCUCCUACACCCGGAAGACGGCCAAGCUGCGGGACAAGGCGGACGAGCUGGUCAAGCAGCUGAUGGAUUUCGCCAACACGGAGAACCCGGAGCUGCGGACGGCCCUGAAGAACAUGGCGGAGGAGAUGGCCAAGAUCCAGGACUACCGGCACGCACAGGUGGAGCGCCUUGAAACCAAAGUGGUAAACCCAAUGAAAAUGUACGGUGCUCUGAUCAAGGACAAGCGGGCAGAAAUCAAGAAAUUCAAUACAGUGAGGAACAAGGAAAUAAAAGAGUUACAGAAGUUGGAGAAGCUGCGUCACCGGGCGCCAUCAGACCGCCACAUGAUUUCUCAGGCCGAAUCGAAUGCCCAGAAAGCGUCCGUGGAUGCCGCCAGAACCACGCAGCAGCUAGAGGAGGUCAUCGACAGCUUCCAGCAGCAGAAGAUUAAGGAUGUUCAGAAAAUCUUCUCGGACUUUCUGACAGUGGAGAUGAUCUUUCACGCUCGGGCUCUUGAAGUGUACACCGGCGCCUUCCACAGCCUGCAGGACUGUGACCUGGAGAAAGACAUGGAGGAUUUCCGGUCCAAGAUCCAUAUUAACACCGGAAUGCAAGAAGCCCGACCGGUCCAUGCAACAAACCUUUCCUCCAAUGCCACAUGGAGUACGAGCACCAUGAGUCUGCCCAGCAUCCUGCAGAGACAGCCACAUGUAGAAGAGGAGGAUAGUGAUGAGGAGACGGAGGAUGAAGAGGACGAGCAACCCACAAGAUUACAUUAUGCAAGAGUGAGAAAAUAAUCUAAAUGUCAAGACUGUUAUUCCCGUGUCCACAGUAAUCCU